CUUCCGCCACCGCAGUGGGAAAGGAAACAUCUCUUUCACGGGCCGGAAGCCACCUGACCACCUUCACCACGGCGCGCUACUCGGCAUCCUACCGCGCAGAACCUCUGCGCGUGUCCUCGCGAGACGAACUCGCCGAAAUGGCGGCGUCCAGUCAAGGAAACUUUGAGGGAAAAUUUGAAUCCUUGGACCUUGCAGAAUUUGCCCGAAAGCAACCAUGGUGGCGCAAGCUGUUUGGACAGGAUUCGGGACCAUCAGUUGAAAAGUAUAGUGUGGCAACUCAGCUGUUAAUUGGCGGUGUAACUGGAUGGUGUACUGGCUUCAUAUUCCAGAAGGUUGGGAAAUUGGCUGCAACAGCUGUGGGUGGAGGAUUUUUCCUCCUUCAGAUUGCAAACCAUACUGGCUACAUCAAAGUUGACUGGCAACGCGUAGAAAAGGACAUGAAAAAAGCCAAAGAACAGUUGAAGAUUCGUAAAAGCAACCAAAUACCAACUGAGGUGAAGAGCAAAGCUGAGGAGGUUGUGUCAUUUGUGAAGAAGAACGUUCUAGUAACUGGAGGAUUUUUGGGAGGCUUUCUGCUCGGCAUGGCAUCCUAAGGAAUGCAUCUUCCCGUGUUCUGGUUUUUCCCAGCCAGCAGUCUCUACACUCCAUCUAUAGGACAUCAAGUCUGUUCUCUUCCUCCUCUUCUUCUGUGCCUUCCUCCCUGCGGUAGCAAAUCUAUCUGGAUGGCUUCUCUAGUCAAGCUGUUGGCUCAAGUUAAACAACACCUACAUGAGCUUGGCAGCAAUGGAAGAGACAGUAGAUGUUAGCUUUCCUCCUAGUGUACUCCUUACUUGGCCAGUCUAUAGAUCAACAAGAAUGUUCCUUUUCCCCUAUGUAAUAUUCAUACCAGAACAUGUUACAAGAUGGUUCACUGUAGAGGAUGACUGAAUCCCGAAAGGCUGUUCCAAACUGUGCUUUCGGAAAAGAAGCACAUAGUGAAUGUAUGUGCUGUGUGAAAAGGAACUGAAUACAUUGGCCUUUAAGCAUAAAAGA
This is a messenger RNA of Dipodomys spectabilis (banner-tailed kangaroo rat), 1032 nucleotides long. RefSeq names its product FUN14 domain containing 2 (gene Fundc2). The coding region runs from base 138 to 593 and encodes 151 amino acids. Lineage: Eukaryota; Metazoa; Chordata; Mammalia; Rodentia; Heteromyidae. Gene Ontology annotation, cellular component: mitochondrial outer membrane. The record is from RefSeq and is a predicted model, not a curated record. The transcript has 5 exons. Gene Ontology annotation, biological process: autophagy of mitochondrion.